AUGUCAUCGUCAAGUGCUUAUUCAUUACAAUUACCUUAUUUAGGCACAAUACCAUUAGGAAAAUCCCCACCAAAUUUAGCAUCAUUUCAAAAACCAUUGCGUGAAUUAUAUAUACCUUAUUAUCGUCAACGACGUGAACGUCAUCAUGAUGAACGUCGAAUAAUAAUAUCGGAUCGUGAUAUAUUAAUAUUUGAACCUGAUGCAGCAUCAAAAGGAAAACGUUCAUUAAUUUAUUCGACUUUAGAAUCUAUUGUUGAUAUACAAGCAUUAGAAUUAUAUCUUAUGUUUCAUCAUACAGAAAAUCAUCAUCAUCAUAAACGUAUACGUGCUGCAUUUUUACCUAUUGGUUGUGAACAUCAAGAACGUUUUCGUUCUCUUUACUCAACAAUUGAUAAAACACAAUAUAAUCUUCUUUCAACUCCAUCACCAUCAUCAUCAUCUUGUCAUCCACCACUUUUAUUAUUUAUUAUGAAAAAAACAGGUACAAGCGGUACAUGUUCUUUACUUGAUUGUCAUGUAUUUGCUGUACGACGUGAAUCAGUUGCAUUUGAUUUAUGUGAUAUGAUACGAAAAUUAAUCCUUAAACGGACAAUGAGUCCUAUAUUACCAACACCACCAUCACCAGCACCAGCACCACCACAAUCAGCAACAACAACAUUAUUACGUAUACGUGAUAAUAGUAAAGAAGCAACAACUAUUGAAAGACGAACAAAAUAUCUUGAUCGAGAUAGACCUAUAUCAGCUAUGGAACAUCGACAAGCAGAUAUAUCAACAACAACAGAUAAAAAAACUAAUCGUUCAAUAUCAAAUGCUAAUUUAAAUGAUGUUGUACAUUCAACACCAAAUGGCCUUACGAAUCCAUUGCCAUCAUCUUUAUUUCACAUAAAUAAUAAUCAACAAUCAAAUUCAUAUCAUGAUACAUCUCAAGUAUUAAACAUAGACAAUAAUAGUCAUCGUAUGCCAUCUUCAUCUUCAACACCAAUACGUACUCUUUCAACAAAGCAUCAACAACAACCACAAACACAACAACGUCAUUUUAUCAAAGCAUCAUCAUCAUCAUCAUCUUUAAUGCUUGAUGAAUCAGAUGAAGUUGUUAAUGAUUUAAUGAAUAUUGUUGUUGCUGAAAAACUUAAAACAAUUGAUACAAAUUCUUGUCAAAUUCCAAUAAAACGUCAUGCAUCAUUUGAUCAAACAACAUUAACAAAUGAUAAUAAUGAUAAUACAUUAAAUAAAAAACGUUAUCAAUUUCAUUAUAAUAAUAGAAAACGUUCUUUUUUUUUAAAUUCUAAUCAAUUGCCAACAAUACCAUCAGCUAAUAAUACACCCGUGAUAUCACGAACAACGACAAAUGUUGAACAACCACAACAACCAUCAUCUAUACUUGAUACUUAUUUAUUACGUCCACAAGUUGUUAUAAAUCGUUAUGGUGAUAUUGGAAAUUAUGUUCCAAAAUUAUUACGUGAAAAUGUUACAACUACAACAGCAACAACAUCAGCGAAUAUGCGCACAUCUGAUAGUAAUGAAAAUAUAUUUUUUCGUGCAACAAAUGGACAUAUAUUAAAUGGUUUUCUUAAUUUGGAUUUUUCAUCCAAAACACCAACAACAAAUAGAAAUAAUAAUAAUAAUAAUAAUAAUAAUAAUAAUACUAACAAUAAUAAUAAUACAAAUUAUUAUUAUUCACAUUAUCGUUCAUCACCAUGUUUAAAUGAAGAUAAUCAUGAACGAAAUAUCUUAUCACUUGUUAAAGAAUUAAGAAAAAAUCAAAGAAAAUCUACUAUAAAUGAAAAAGAUUCUUUAAUAUCAAAUCAAACAAUUAAUGUCGAAAAUAUAAAUGAUGAUCAUUCUGUACCACCAUGUCGAAUUCCUCGUGUUACACUUCAAACUCAACAAACAAAACCAAUUCCAGCAGCUAUGGGUGGAAUUAAAGUACUACCAUUUACACCAGCAACAUCUUAUUCUUCACAACGUCCAUUUAAAUCUUCUUGUUCAUCAUCAUCAACAGCAGCAAAACCAAGACGUGUAGCUUCAUUUACAAUUGCUGAUACUGAAUUACCUAUUGAUUAUAGACAAUAUUUACGUCAUACAGAUCAAGGCAUUCAUCUUUAUGGUGAAGAACAACAACGUGAACAUCAACAACCAUCAACAACACUCGAACAUUCACUUGGAUACUUUCCUUAA
Messenger RNA from Rotaria sp. Silwood2, 2178 nucleotides. The record is from the annotation of a GenBank genome assembly. Lineage: Eukaryota; Metazoa; Rotifera; Eurotatoria; Philodinida; Philodinidae.